AUGGCGUUUUCUCCUUCUGUUCCUGCUGCUGACUUGGUUCAAACUCAUUCGACCAGUAAUUUCACUGAUUUUCCCAGACCUGUGACAAUUUCAUUUGCUUCAAAAGUAAGCAACUUGCAGGAACACGAUCCUAGUUUUAACAUCAAUCUGAAUAUCACGGAAGAUGUGCCAUCUCAAGCAAUUCAAGGAUCAACGGCACAUAAAGAAGAGGAACCAAUCAAAUCCUUCAGAACCCACUUCACUGCUUGUCAGCGGCGCGAAUUGGAGAAGACGUUUAGCCAGUCGCAGUAUAUUUCACCUCAGAAACGCCAAUCAUUGUCACUCCAAUUGGGGAUUUCUGCUGAGAUCAUUCAGACUUGGUUCAAGAACAGACGGGUUAAAUGGCGAAAAGAACGGCAGCAGACUGGUACGAGGUUUACCGCUGCCUCCUCCUCGUCUGCUCCAUACUUUCACUUCUUUGGUCACGUGCCUUAUCCCAAUAGUAAAUUAAUGAUGCGUGAUGCCCGGAUGUUAUUUGGUACAGCUCCUACGCAUGCCCAAGAUGAAGACCAAUGA
Orbicella faveolata is the source of this 555-nucleotide messenger RNA. RefSeq names its product homeobox protein ceh-31-like. The record is from RefSeq and is a predicted model, not a curated record. Gene Ontology annotation, biological process: regulation of DNA-templated transcription. Lineage: Eukaryota; Metazoa; Cnidaria; Anthozoa; Scleractinia; Merulinidae. Gene Ontology annotation, molecular function: DNA-binding transcription factor activity, RNA polymerase II-specific; DNA binding.